Messenger RNA from Rangifer tarandus platyrhynchus (Svalbard reindeer), 411 nucleotides. Lineage: Eukaryota; Metazoa; Chordata; Mammalia; Artiodactyla; Cervidae. The record is from the annotation of a GenBank genome assembly.
AUGAUGGGGAUGAUGGGGCCAAGCAAGGCUGAGAGCCAGUCCACCACCUUAUCCAGUCCUCUCCAGGGCCUUGGAAGCCCUAAAUCACCCCCACUACCCUCCACCUCUGCCUGCUGGAAAACCUGUCUCUGGCACUCUGGAGCUCUUAGGAAAAACACCACUCCUCAUCUGGCCUACAAGGCAUGUGGGAUCUUAGCUGCCCGAUCACACCCACAACCCACUGCAUUGGAAGGCAUAUUCUUUACCACUGGUGCCACCUGGGAAGCCAUCUGGGUCCAAAUUCUGGCACCACUGCACAUGGAUGGUGAGACCCAGGUGGUAUUCCAUGGUAUGAAUGGACCACAGUUUCUUUCCUCAUUCAUAUGUUGUUGGACAUUUGGGCUGUUUCCAGUUUGGAGCUGUUAUGUAUAA